AAAUAAUAUUUUGUUUUAUGCGUUUCAAAAAACGUGUGUCUCCAUUUGAAUCUGGAUCCAGCGCCUUGUAUUCAUUCACGCUCCAACCCACCCAAACCCUAUUUCUCCUUGUUCCCUGUUUGGCACCACGCCAUAGAUUCCCCACCGCAAUGAGGAAAGGAACUAAGAGGAAGACGAAGCAGGAGCAGCAACCCAAACACGACGCAGAGAACAACAGCACCACCGAACCACAACCUCAACCUCAACCUCAACCUCCUCGAGCUAAACGAGCCAAGACCUCCAAACCUCAAUCCGAACCUGAGUACUUCGAAGACAAGCGCAACUUGGAAGAUUUGUGGAAGGAAACGUUUCCCGUUGGAACUGAGUGGGACCAAUUGGAUUCCGUGUAUCAAUUCAAGUGGGAUUUCUCAAAUCUAGAAAAUGCGUUUGAGGAGGGUGGCGUCUUGUAUGAGAAAAAGGUUUACCUCUUUGGUUGCACUGAGCCUCAACUGGUCAUGUUUAAAGGAGAAAGCAAAGUUGUCUGCAUACCCGUGGUGGUAGCUGUUGUAUCGCCUUUCCCACCAUCUGAUAAAAUUGGGAUUAACUCGGUUCAGAGAGAGUCUGAAGAGAUAAUUCCCAUGAAGCAAAUGAAAAUGGACUGGGUGCCAUAUAUUCCUUUGGUGGACCGAGAUAGCCAAGUUGAUAGAUUAAAAUCCCAAAUAUUUAUCUUGAGUUGCACCCAAAGAAGGUCUGCUUUAAAACACCUGAAGUUGGAUAGAUUAAAGAAAUACGAGUACUGCUUGCCUUAUUUCUAUCAGCCAUUUAAGGAAGAUGAAAUUGAACAGAGCACUGAAGUUCCAAUAAUAUUUCCAGCCGAGCCAAAGCCGGUCUUCUGUGAAUUUGAUUGGGAAUUAGAUGAACUUGAGGAGUUCACUGAUAAGCUCAUAGAGGAGGAGGAGUUGUCAGAAGAUCAAAAGGAUGCCUUCAAGGAAUUUGUCAAGGAAAAGGUUCGUGAAGCAAAGAAAGCUAAUAGAGAGGCAAGGGAAGCUCGGAAAAAAGCCAUUGAAGAAAUGAGUGAGGAAACUAAAGCUGCGUUUGAGAGUAUGAGGUUUUAUAAGUUCUACCCCGUUCAAUCUCCAGAUGCACCUGAUGUAUCAAAUGUUAAGUCUCCAUUCAUAAAUAGGUAUUACGGAAAGGCGCAUGAGGUUCUGUGAUUGGCUCCAAGGCAAUAAUGGCAAUUUUCUUGGCUUGUUCUGCCUAACACAACACAUAUUUUGUUUAUUAUGAAGUUCAGGGGGCAACCCCCUGGUGCCCCAUCAAAUUUUCUUUGCCCGUGUAGUUGUCUACAAUGUAAAACUGUAGGUCAGAAAUCCUAGAGAAGUGAACUAGAUGUUGGGAGGAAUUGUGACAUGUUUCUGGCUUCCAUUUCGAAGAGAAAUUCUGAGCUUCUGGAGCUGCAAUUGCGUGGCUCUCGCGUGUCUUGGUUUCUCUUGGAUUAUUCUUUUUCCCUUCAAAAUUAGAUGUACGACAGUUUUGAUUAUGAGUUAAUUGAAGAAAUUAUUCAUUAUUGUUUCGUUUAAUGUAAGCUUAGCAGGGAAUAUGCUGUUCGUCAUUAUGAUAUCAUAGCCGUACGUAUUUUUUUUUAGUGUAAAGGACAAUUUGACUUGAAUUAUUAGGUAAGUAAUUCCAAGAUGCUAAUAGUUUUGGUUUCAA
Messenger RNA from Cajanus cajan (pigeon pea), 1692 nucleotides. Its product is annotated as protein HEAT INTOLERANT 4. Lineage: Eukaryota; Viridiplantae; Streptophyta; Magnoliopsida; Fabales; Fabaceae. The record is from RefSeq and is a predicted model, not a curated record. Gene Ontology annotation, biological process: regulation of cellular response to heat.